UGAUGGCACUCACCCAGAGGAUGACAAAGAUGCCUCCCUCAGUGUCUAUGUGACUCCUGACACACAGGAGCAGUACAGGGGGGACACACCUCGAGGUCACUCCCAUACUCAGACAACCACCGGUAAGACCACUCAUGUCCAGGAGGGACAGCACCCCAGUCACAGCAUGGAGCGAGAGACCAGGGGGCAUAGCCAUGGGCAUUCCCAUGGGACGGCAGACAUGAGGAAUGCUGGAAUAACCAAUAUCGCCUGGAUGGUCAUUGUUGGCGAUGGUGCCCACAACUUCACAGACGGCCUGGCGAUUGGAGCUGCGUUUUCCACAGGGAUGUCGGGAGGUUUAAGUACCACCAUCGCCGUGUUUUGUCAUGAGCUUCCCCAUGAACUGGGUGAUUUUGCAGUGCUACUGCGAGCAGGGCUCACACUCAGACAGGCUGUAGUGUUUAACCUGGUGUCAGCUCUCAUUAGUUACCUGGGUUUGGCUGUUGGAAUUGCUAUUGGCCAGCACACUGCCUACAUAACACCCUGGAUCUUUACUGGAACUGCAGGCAUCUUCCUUUAUGUGUCUCUGGUUGACAUGCUCCCAGACAUGAUACACGUGCAGACAGAGAGCAGGGAGCACAGUCCACUCGGGACGUUUCUCAGUCAGAAUCUCGGCUUCGUGCUCGGUGUUGGGACCAUGCUCUGCAUCGCCCUGUUUGAGAACAAGUUACAGAUAGACAUCAGCUUUUAGGUGGCGUGAAACCGGACAGGAGUGGGACAGAAAAUGAUCUCAGGUCGUCUCUCACAAAGUGGGAUCUUCCUAUUCUCAAACACAUUGUGGCUCCUUCCCACCGACUUGGCCGCUCCUGCAGUCCCGAGGGUUGGCACACCCUGCCUUUCUCAAAAACUUGCCCGGCCGCCUGGACACGACAUCGGGAAAUGUGCUGCCUUCAGAUGCCAAGAGACCUAAUUGAACUGUCUUCCUUUCAGUCUCUGCACCUACAGACUUUCCCAGACAUUCCCUGGCCUCUGUACAGUGUAACUAUGUUUACUUUGAAAUUUCACAUCUCUGGCCAGGAUGCCACAUGCAUGAGCAAGGAGGUGGGUGGGUGGUGUUAGUGUAUCAUUUGGAGGAAUUAACUCAACCCAGUGUGUCACCCACACCAGAGAAUCCUGUACCUUAAGCUACGGAAGUUUUAUUCAACACUGUAACACUCUGAUAUACCCCACACCCCUCACUGUAACACACCGAUAUACCCCACACCCCUCACUGUAACACACCGAUGUACCCCA
Molecule: messenger RNA, 1272 nt
Organism: Rhincodon typus (whale shark)
Lineage: Eukaryota; Metazoa; Chordata; Chondrichthyes; Orectolobiformes; Rhincodontidae
Product: zinc transporter ZIP10-like
Exons: 4
Coding region: 167-730 (187 amino acids)
Biological process (GO): zinc ion import across plasma membrane; BMP signaling pathway; intracellular zinc ion homeostasis
Cellular component (GO): membrane
Molecular function (GO): zinc ion transmembrane transporter activity
Source: RefSeq, a predicted model, not a curated record